AUGUUUUACGAGGGGGUUCAAGUGGUUGAGUUACAAGGUGGUGUGAUGGAUACGCAAACGCAGCGUCCAUACGAUCAGGAUACUCUUCAAUUAGUAUUCUCGAGUUCAAAAAAUUUUGCGUCGGCUGUGAUCGCUAGACUUGUAGGGAAAGGACUUUUAAAUUAUAACGAAAAAAUUUCUACUUAUUGGCCGGAAUUCGCACAAGGCAAUAAAGAAAACGUCACAUUGGGUGAUUUGAUGGUGCAUGUUGCUGGUGUCAGUUUUAUCGAUCAUCAUACAAUAAAAGUUGAAGAUUUGAAGGAUAUGGAUCAUUUGGCGAAAAUUCUUCAAGAACAACCUCAUAAUUGGAAUGGCGUGCCAACCAGAGCUUAUCAUGCGGUCACUCGUGGCUGGUAUUUGAAUGAAAUUGUACGUCGAGUUGAUCCACAGCAUCGAACAAUUGGAAAAAUUAUUGAACAAGAAUUUCAAGAGCAAUACGACAUUGAAUUUCAUCUUACUCUUCCCGAAGAGAUGGAGUCACGUGUGGCCACCAUUUAUGAAUACCCAUUACUAAGAAUUUUAGGAAAAAUGAUUUUCCCAUCAUGGAUGGUUUCAGAACCGCUACAUGAAAUUUUCAAAGAUAUGAUUAAUCCCAAAAGCAUACCAUACAAAUCGUUAGUACAUUCAGCACCAAGUCAAGAACAACCCGGCGCUUACAAUCGUCGCGAAUUUCGCGUAGCCGAAGGUCCAAGCUAUAGUGGCAUUACCAACAGUCGAUCAAUGGGAAAAUUGGCGGCUCUUCUUGCAAACAAGGGACAACCAAUCCGUCCUGACGAGCCUGUACUAUUAAGUGAAACUUCUUAUGAAUUGGCUGUUAAACCCCUUCCACCCGUUUAUGAUGCCGUUUUGCAUGAGUACAUGACACCCACCGUUGGAGGUUAUGGUUUGUGGCGUCUUGAAGGUCUUGAGGAUAUUGAACUCUUGGGAUGGGGUGGAUCUGGUGGAAGUAUGCUUUUAUGGAAUCACGAAUAUAACAUUGCUUUCGCUUAUUGUAUGAAUGCGUUUAACACUGCGUUAUUGGGCGACAAACGAUCAAAACGAUUGUUGAGAGAGUUUGUUGAUAUUGUUAAAGCAAAGCAUGCAUUAAAACAACAAUCCAAUUGA
Molecule: messenger RNA, 1143 nt
Organism: Ambispora leptoticha
Lineage: Eukaryota; Fungi; Glomeromycota; Glomeromycetes; Archaeosporales; Ambisporaceae
Source: the annotation of a GenBank genome assembly